This is a messenger RNA of Histoplasma capsulatum G186AR, 2909 nucleotides long. RefSeq names its product riboflavin aldehyde-forming enzyme. The transcript has 2 exons. The record is from RefSeq and is a predicted model, not a curated record. Bases 312 to 1289 code for a protein of 325 amino acids. Lineage: Eukaryota; Fungi; Ascomycota; Eurotiomycetes; Onygenales; Ajellomycetaceae.
CUGCUGAGGAGGCUUGCGCUUACUCUAGCUAUACUACGUCCAGCCCCUGAAUCCCGGCGCAAAGGCAGAAAAUAUACUGAAGUCACAGAAUUGGGUUAGACUUUGUUGUCUGGCCCACACUGGCAUCCAGAUAGAUAUACUCGGAGCUGAUAUACAGCCAUCACCUUCGCUAUCCUUGGUCAGAAAACAAUUUCUCGCAGGGCAGAUUCAUGAAUACAAUCGACCCUGAUUUGUCAUUUCGGACACACUCAUUUAAACACAUAUCCCCGGGAAACUUCCAGACGAAAGCCCUGUGGAAAGGAAUAUAGACAAUGGCCCAAUCAAUCAAGACUGUUUCCUCUCUCACCCGCACCGUCUCCUCAACCAGUGUUCGGAGCAUCAGUAAUGAUGAAACCGUAUCUCCUCACCCUCUCCGGGCAGCGCCUGUACUCCCGCAGUCCGAGUCCACCUCGAUAAAACAUAUCAAAGCCGGUUCCUGUGUACAAGUCUCCGUCUCCGAAAUUCCCAAGCGCAAACCCGUCCUCAUUCCCCCCAAUCCUACCACCACAAUUAUAACAGCAGCACCAUACCACGACUCCCCAUUCGCGGAGAAAGGCGCUGGCGCCACCUCCGCAAAUUCUCCCUGGCGAUCCCUCACCAGCAAAUUCAAACGUCCAUUCAUGAAAUCGACGUCCGUCGCCGCAAGUCCAUCACGACCACCCACACCACCAACACCACUAAUAACGACAGCAGCGCAAACCAACGACCUCAAACCAAAACUCCCCUUCCAGUCCAACAAGAAAAAACAACGUGUCUUCUUAAUAGUCGGCGGAGUAGUCCUUCUCCACCUCAUCCUUGUAAUUGGGUUGACAGUGGGUCUUUCGGGGCGGAACAAGAGCAGUAAUAUCAAUCAUCACUCCUCUGUCGACCUCCCGCUACCCAACAACCAUGGAGGGCCGUAUAUGGGCGAUUUAACGUAUUAUGACCCGGGGCUGGGCGCUUGUGGGAUUGAGAGUUCGGCUGGGGAGCCUGUGUGUGCUGUAUCGCAUUAUCUGUAUGAUGCGGUGUCUGUAGGGCCGAAUCCGAAUGCGAAUCCGCUGUGCGGAAAGAAGUUAAGGUUGCGGAGGGCGGGGAGGAGUGUGGAUGUUACAGUUGUGGAUCGAUGUGUUGGGUGCCAGCCAAAUGAUAUCGAUGUCUCGAUUAGCGUUUUCACGCAACUGGCGUUGGAAGAGCAGGGGCGUGUGGAUGUGCAGUGGGCGUGGUUGGAGGAUACACCCCUCCCGCGCACGCCCCCACGCACGCCAGGGUAGCAGGUUGGAAGGUCCACCCCUGGUGAUAUGUGGUUAUCCUGUGGAUUUCGAGAUACGAACUUGAAUUUCUUGUUUUUGCUUUCUUUUUUAUUUUAUUUUAUUUUUGUUUGUUUUUAUCAUGAAAGAAAACCUAUGUUUCUUGCUUCAUCGUUUCGUUUCUGUUUCGUUUCGGGCGAAUGAAACGUUUCAUGCGUAUUUACUUGUUUUCAUUGUUGCGAUUUGCUCCUCUUGGAUAUGAUACCCACCUUACACCCAGCCCUUUUUUUGUAUAAAAAGGCAAUACCCUUUCAACUUCUUGGUGGGUAGUUAGGAACAUUCUUUGAUUAUUGUUGAUAUCGAAUAUAUACAUCGAGUGAAUGAUAGGUUGUCAAUGCUUAUAUCUCUAUUUAUAUCUUUUGCUUGCGUCUAAUAUCCACCGCCAGAGAAAGCGGCUUGUUAUCUUCAAUUGAUGAACUCUGAUCAUGACAUGACAUGAAUGGAACACCUCCAGUUUGCCCCUCUCACAAACCCAAAAACUUUCCACUCAUAAGCAAAACGAUCAAUAAUCAGGAAACUCCGGCUCGACUUCCUCUCUCCACGCCUUCAGUCCACCCCGGAUAUCUCCCACCCACCUCUCACCGCCCCUAUCAACACCCAGCUCUUUCAGCUUCCGCACCGCCACCUGAGAGUCAUUCCCCAAUCUACACACGACAUGGAUCGGUCUGGUCGGGUCCGUAUCGAGCAGAGAUGAAGGGUACCAGGACGGGAGAUUGAGAGCUAUUGUACUUGCUACUGCGGACGUGCCAUUGGGCGCUGUUUCAACAAGGGAGCCGGAGUUCAAUUGCGUCGCGGAGGUAGAAGAAGAAGAAGAUGACAAGAUCGACGAGAUCGGAAUAUUAACACUCCCCUUCAGCGCGCCCAGGCCGUAUUGCACCGCCUCCCGCACGUCGAUUAGAAUCGGGCUUUCCCCCUCCCCCUCCUCUCCCCACCGCUCUUGAUACCGCCUCCAAUACUCCCGAGCCGAUAUCCGCUCCUCAGCCCCCAACAGCGCCUGCGCGCCAACCACCCCGCCGCAGAACUGCACAUAAUCCAUCGACCCACUGCGCAGCGAGUCCAGCGUUAUCGUCCGCGCCGUCGGCGAGCAAGCGGCGCAGUCCUGUCGCCGUUGGCGCAGCCGUAUACUGCGGAAUGGAGGGCUAGAGAAGGCCGAGAAGAGAUGAAGGGUUGGUGACAUUGUUGUGGACGUGGCUGACGUUGUCUGCGUGAGGACGCGGAUCGCCUCGAGCGCUUGGAGGACGCCCAUGACUCCGACGACGGGGCCGAGGAUGCCGCCGUCGGCGCAGCUCGUGACGCUCGCGGCGGGAGGGGGUUUAGGGAACACACAGCGGUAGCACGGUCCUCCGGUGGUGGUUUCGGUUGGCAAGGCGGAUAGUUGGUCUACUGGCUUUUGGGGAGGGUAGUUGAGGACCAUUAGCUGGCCCUCGGUGCGAAGCGCGGAGGCGGAGACGAGUGGUUUGCCUAGGACGACAGCGGUGUCGGAGAUCAGGUAGCGGGUUGCGGGGUUGUCUGUGCAGUCGAGGAUGAGAUCGUAGGGACUGAAGAUCGAAGGCGCAUGGGCGGGGGUAAGGUUGACGCGGUAGG